UCACUAUCUCAGCUCCUGUGAGCAAGCUAGUUUAGGCAAUUGGCAUUCUCUGCAUACGGCAUCCAUGACCGAUACCGAACCUCGCAAACGUCGCCGGCCCGCUAAAUCGUGUGAGCAAUGCCGCCAACGCAAGGUUCGCUGUGACCGCAAUGUACCCUGUGGGCCUUGCAUGCGAGCUCGCUCAUCUUUGGGUUGCUCUUAUCGUCGGGUUAGUCGUUCUCCGUCACCGACUGAUCACCAAGCAUCUCCCCUUAUCUCGCAUGAGCCGCAGCGCAAUGCACGGGGCUACCCGCUGCCAUCUGGGAUGCCAGAUGGCUCAACGGCGUCCCUGGACGAAACGCCACACAUUGGACCUCAAUGCGGUAGCAAGGAAUGCAUCUCGUCGCAGCUAGGAUCAACGAUUCGUGACCUCCAGCUUCGUUUACAGCGUCUGGAGGAACAAUUAACCAGCCCGGACAUAGCACGGCCAUCGGCCCCAGAACCUGAUAUCCAGCAGGCACUUCGAGAGCUGUGCGACAAGGUCCAGAGCCUGGAGCAGCGGUUACUAUGUACGCAAUCAAGCCAAGCACCGAAAGGAGAACUGGCCAUUGCUGCAGCACCUCCUCGACUGCACUCCAGUUCCAAGAAGAUGAAGCUGUUCGGGCCAACUCAUUACAUGCACACGAUGGAUAAGCUCCAGCUCGUAGGCUCACUGGAAACUCGGGGUCCCCAGCCACUAUGCCCCGAGCUCAAGGCAGAACUAACUGCUCAAAUCAAGGAGCUUCAUCAUCUCCGUGGAUCAGCCAAGGCAGCACAGAGUCCCCGGUUGAACAACCCUGUGCCAGACUUGCUCUCCACCAUCCCAACCAGAUCGGUGUGCGAUGAGCUAGUGCAAUGCUACCUGCGAACAUUCGAAAGCAUCUAUCGCAUCGUGCACAUACCAUCCUUCAAUAAAGAAUACCAGCAAUUCUGGGAUCACCCUCCAGCAACACCCACCCCCUUCCUCAUGAAGCUGGCAUUGAUCCUCGCCAUCGGCACAACCUUCCACCCACAACGAGGCAAAGCCGGCAAAGAAUACGAUACGCGACUCAUCCAAACCUGGAUCUACGCCGCCCAAUGGUGGCUCACAGGCCCAACCGAAAAGAACACCUUCAACCUGGACGGCCUCCAGAUCUUCUGCCUGCUCCUCCUCGCCCGCCAACUGGGAUCACCAGGCCCAUCUCUAUACCUCUCCGCCGCCUCCCUCCUACAGACGGCCACAGCCAUGGGCCUGCACCGAGACUCAGCCCACUUCCCAUCUCUCUCCCCAUUCCAAUCCGAAAUGCGAGCCCGUCUCUGGGCCACCGUCCUCGAACUAACCCUCCAGUCCUCACUCGACUCCGCCUCCCCCAUCCCAAUCCCAUACUUCGACACCAAGCCCCCAUCCAACCUCAACGACACCGACAUCCACCCAGACCUCAAGCACCUCCCAACCCCUCAUUCCAAAACCACUCACACAGACACAUCCCUCCAGCUCCUCCUCCACGACUCCUUCACCCUCCGCGCCGAAACCAUCCACCUCAUCCACAGCCCCGACACAAUCCCCUACCAAAAGGCCCUCGACCUCACCACCAAACUCCGCACCACCUGCCAUACUAUCACCACCACUACCACUACAUCUACACAAUCAUUCCACCACUCCCACCUCCUCACAACCCUAACCCGCUACAUCCUCCACCUACACCUCCCCUUCGCCCGCGCCGCCCACACAACCCCCCAAUACCACUAUUCCCGCAAACUAUGUCUCGAAUCCGCCUUCACAAUCGCCUCGUUCGCCCUAACCACCACCACCUCCUCCUCUUCCACUCCCCUAGACGACUUCCCCCUCCUAACCCUCACAGCCCGCGGUCCCCUCCGCGGCCCCCUAAACCUCGAUAUAAUCUGCACAUUGGCGCUCGAACUCAUCACCCAGAUAGAGGAGGCCCCGAACAUCACAAAUACCCCCAAUAACAGUAGUAAUAGUCCCUUAAGAGUGCUAGCAUCAACAAUAAGAGCCCCCAUCCUACACACCCUCGAGAACCUCGCCCUGCAGAGCGCACACGUCCUGAAAAUGCAUGGGAAGUCGCCGGCGCUGAAACGGUAUAUUAUCUCUCAGGCGCUGGUGGCGCAGAUUAGAGCUUUGGAAGGUGGUUCUGGUGCUGGGGAUGUGCAGGGGGUGGUAUAUGAGGCUGUUAGGAGGUGUUUGGGGGAUGGGGUGGGGAUGUUGAGGGGGAUGGAAAAGGAGGAUAAGAAUGCGGAGGGGUUGGGGGUGGUUGUCACGCCGGAUAGUGGUGGUGCUGGUGCUGGUGCUGGGGGGUUGGAUGAGAUGGGAGAGGGUUUGGGGAUUGGGAUGGGAUUGGUAAGUAUUUUUUGAGUUUGGGUUGUUGUUUCUGGAUUGAGGCUAAUUGUUGGUUUCAUGUAGGAUGAUCUUGAAGGGUGGGAUUUGGCGAGUUUUUUGUAUGCGCCUGGAUUGAUGGAUUUGGGGGGUUGGUAGUAGGUAGAUGAUAAGGAUGAUAACAUGAUCAUGGAUGA
Molecule: messenger RNA, 2529 nt
Organism: Aspergillus neoniger CBS 115656
Lineage: Eukaryota; Fungi; Ascomycota; Eurotiomycetes; Eurotiales; Aspergillaceae
Product: C6 zinc finger domain protein
Exons: 3
Coding region: 65-2371 (768 amino acids)
Biological process (GO): DNA-templated transcription; regulation of transcription by RNA polymerase II
Cellular component (GO): nucleus
Molecular function (GO): RNA polymerase II cis-regulatory region sequence-specific DNA binding; DNA-binding transcription activator activity, RNA polymerase II-specific; zinc ion binding
Source: RefSeq, a predicted model, not a curated record